AUGUCCAAGACCAUCGCCUUCUUUGGUGCUACUGGCGGCUGCGGCCUCUCAGCCCUCAAGCUCGCCGUAGCCAACAACCACACCUGUGUUGCCCUUUGCCGCAACCCAGACAAGCUCUCGACUCUCUUCCCUUCCAAGCCGGCCAAUCUCGUCGCCAUCAAGGGUAACGCCCAUGACGCAGAAGCUGUGGCGUCCUGCCUCAUAAACCCGGCUGAUCCAUCCCGUCUUGUCGAUAUUGUGUGCUUCACUAUCGGUAGUGUAUUCAGCUUUGCAAAGCUCACCACUGAGGACCCGAAUGUUUGCGAGAAGGCCAUGGACGCCCUCUUCAAAGCUCUUGACACCCUCCGCCAGCAAGGCAAGACCGGCAGGCCUCUCCUCGCCGUGAUCAGCACGACAGGAAUCUCCAAGUUCCAACGCGACGUACCCAUCGCAUUUCUUCCUCUGUACAAGGCACUGCACGUGCCUCACGAGGACAAGAGGGUCAUGGAGGAGCGACUGCAGGCCGGCUCCGAGCGGUGGGUGGCCGUGCGGCCGAGCCUGCUCGUCGACGGGGCCGUGCCGGACCGCAAGAUCCGCGUGGGCAUUGAGGAUCCCGUCAAGGGUGUCGAGGUUAAGGAGUUUGGAUAUACUAUCUCGAGGGAGGAUGUGGGACGGUGGAUGUAUGAGAACUUGAUUGUUGGGGAGACGGAAAAGUAUGAGGGCAAGGCGGUUGGAAUUACAUGGUAG
Messenger RNA from Fusarium keratoplasticum, 726 nucleotides. RefSeq names its product NAD(P)-bd-dom domain-containing protein. NCBI's taxonomy places the organism in Eukaryota, Fungi, Ascomycota, Sordariomycetes, Hypocreales, Nectriaceae. Bases 1 to 726 code for a protein of 241 amino acids. The transcript has a single exon. The record is from RefSeq and is a predicted model, not a curated record.